This is a messenger RNA of Paramecium tetraurelia, 1875 nucleotides long. RefSeq lists its product as uncharacterized. The record is from RefSeq and is a predicted model, not a curated record. Lineage: Eukaryota; Ciliophora; Oligohymenophorea; Peniculida; Parameciidae. Gene Ontology annotation, cellular component: Set1C/COMPASS complex. The transcript is spliced from 2 exons. Gene Ontology annotation, molecular function: histone binding.
AUGCAAAAACCAGAAUACAUCUAUAAUCACCAAAGUCAACCUUUGAAUAUCCUCUCCAUUGGCACAGCCACUUGCAGAUUCAAAUCCAUUCUUUAUCUGAACAACAACAUUAUUCUACCCAUUGCCACAUCAAUUGCAAUAUAUGAUGAUAUGUAAAUUCAUUGUGUAAUUCAUAGAACCUUUAACAAAAUUACGGAGUUUUAAACAAAUCAAAGUACAAUCUAUAGCUUGAGCCAUAAUGAUGAUUUCAUAUUUGCAAUUGGACAUGAUGGAGAUAUUUGCUAAUUGGAUAUCAAGACAUAUCAAAAGAUCAAUUACAUCAAUCAAAUAGGUUCAUAAUGUAGGUGGUCAUCUAUUGAAGGGAAUGCGUUAUUGAUUAGCGCUGAACACUCAAAAAAUAAGGGAAUUAUAUAAGUCUUAAAUGCUACUACACUUGAAUAGAUACAAUCAUUUGAUGGCUGUUAUUUCUAUGGUUGUGUCUAGAAUUAAAACUUUUAUAUGUUGAAAUCUAAAAGAUCUGGGAAAUUAAGUAAAAACGAGAAGGAAAGCUUAAAUUAUAAGGAUUUAAAAAAAUAUAAGAACAACAAACAGUUUUUAUUUUCUCUUGAAGUGCACAGUCAAAAUGGAUUAGAAAAGGUUUUGCCCUUUGAAACCGAACCAGGAGAUAUUUUAGUGAUUGCUUAAAGUCCUAAAUAUAUUGCAUAUUUUUAUUAUGAUAGAAGAGUACUAGUAUAUGACAUUGAAAAACAUCAAAUUGCUAUUCAUAAAAUAGAAGGAAAUGGAGUUAUUUAAGCAGCCUGCUUUUAAAAUGAUUCAGAAUUAGUUUUUUAGAAUUAGACUAAAUAACUCACUAUUCUUAAUUUAUAGACUUAGGAAAAGGUUGUAUAAUCAUAUAAGCAAGGAUUAAAUACACUAGUAUAGGGUAUUUAUAAAAAGGGAGAAGUGUUAGUGACUGCAUCUGAAGAAAAUGUAACAAUUUAUAAGGGAGUUCAUGUAUUACAUAAAGAAUUUGGAGGAUUGACAAAAUGUGGUAUAGAUAUCUAUUAAAAUGAUUAUGUUGUAAGUGGGGAUUUCUUGGGAAAUAUUACAAUUAAUUCUCUGGAUACAGGAAAAACAAGGGGUGAAUAUUUUAUUGGAUCAUCUAUUCGUUCAGUUUCUUGUAAGGAUAAUAUUAUCUACAUUGGAACUAUGGAAGGUCAAUUGUAUAAGUAUGAAAAUGAGGAAUGCUAAUAAUUCGAUUAAAUUGAAGGUUCAAUUACUUGCAUUAGAGUAAAGAAUGAUGACUUGUUAAUUUCAACUACUCAUGGAUUAGUGAGAUUGUAUAAGAAUGAGAAACAGUUAUUCACAUUUUUAGCACAUCCUCCAAAAGAGAAAUCUGAGUUGUUUGGAUCCCUCAAUAUACAUGCAGAUAUUUGGACAUGCAUAUUCAAUCCUGAGUAAGAUAUCUUCGCAACAGGUUCUGAAGAUUAGAAUGUGAAGGUCUUCGAUUAUAAUUAAAAACAAAUUGUUGAAUUGACAGGACAUAAAUUGGCUGUUACAUGUUUAGAUUGGAAACGCUCCUAGAAUAAAUUAAUAUUGUAUUCUUGCAGUGAUGAUAGAACAAUAAGGUUAUAUGAUGAAACAUAUAGUCUUAUUAAAGUUAUCAAUACCUUCUUUAUUAACGAAUGGUUUACAUUAACAUACAUGAGUGUAUAUCAAAAUCUUAUCGCAAUUGGAUGUUAAAAUGGAUAUUUUUUCUUAUAUGAUUAAGAGAAGGGGGAUUUCAUUUUUGUUCAAAAGACGCAUAUGGGCGGAAUUGAAGGAUUAGUAAUGAAUUCUAAGUACAUUGCAACCUGUUCGAGUGAUGAUUGUGUAAAUGUGAUUAAAAUAAAUUGA